AUGUCUAGGGAUAACUGGGAGAGGCUGGUCGCAGCAGUGAGGCUGGUGGCAGCAGCGCUGCGGAAAGCGCAGCUCUGGGAAAUGUUUCAUGACCACUCCAGGAGUUCAUCCCACAGCACCAUUUCAUCUGAUCUGAGUUCGAAUUCAAGUAAUGAGAAUCUUGUUUUUGCCUCUAACAAUUUGGAAUCUCACCAUGUACCUUCAACGAUGAUCCCAUCCUUUUCUCGAGCACAAUUACGUUUUGUUCGUUGCCCAAAGUGUGCGAGUAUCCUUCCACUCACAGGUUACCCAAUUUACCGAUGCGGUGGCUGUGAUUCAUAUAAAACAGUUCAGCAGAAAAAAUCCAACCUGACUGUAAAUGGGCAUCCAAUACCUGAUCGAUUAGUUAAGAAAGCUGAAAAAGUUGCUGGACCCAUCCAGCCCUGGGAUUACUGGUAUGAUUUUCGAGCUGGAUUCUGGGGUGUUAUGGGAGGUCGUGCUCUUGGCAUAAUUCCUCCAUUUAUUCAGGAAUUUAACUAUCCUAUGCCAGCACAUUGUUCUGGUGGUAACACUGGUAUAUUCGUAAAUGGUAGAGAGCUCCAUCAAAGAGAUCUGGAUCUGCUGCAUGGCAGAGGCCUCCCAACCGAUAGAGGUAAAUCAUACACCAUUGAGAUGUCUGGCAGAGUCCUUGAUGAGCAGACUGGUGAGGAGCUCCACUUAGGCAAACUUGCUCCAACUGUGGAGAAGGUGAAGCAUGGAUUUGGCAUGAAAGUUCCACGUUUUUAUGAGGUGUAAAGGCUCUGACGACUUCUGUUCUAUGCAUUCAGAGACACGUUUAUGAGAAAGACCAUCCAAUAUCACCUUCCAAAGAUACCUGCACCUUCUGAUGUGAAUAGAAAGCGUAUGGAACCGAUCCUGGUAAUGAAAAUAACUGUAUAAGAGGAAAAGGAUAAUCAUAAUCAGAUAUGAUUUUUGCAUUUUUAUUUUAUCUUUGUCAUAAAUUGGCGUGUUCAGAUUGUUUGCCAGUCUUGCGGCAGUGAUUUUGUAAGUAAACGGAAAUAUGCUGGUUAUAGUUCUUGUACGAUAAUGUUGUAGGUCUGAGCUCAGUAUGCAUUGUAUGUA
Sesamum indicum (sesame) is the source of this 1101-nucleotide messenger RNA. NCBI's taxonomy places the organism in Eukaryota, Viridiplantae, Streptophyta, Magnoliopsida, Lamiales, Pedaliaceae. The record is from RefSeq and is a predicted model, not a curated record.